This is a messenger RNA of Menidia menidia (Atlantic silverside), 2210 nucleotides long. The record is from the annotation of a GenBank genome assembly. NCBI's taxonomy places the organism in Eukaryota, Metazoa, Chordata, Actinopteri, Atheriniformes, Atherinopsidae.
CUGUCACACGCUCAUACAACUUUAACUGGAAAUUGCAAAAUAUUUACUUCUCGUGUAUGCAGCGGUCAGUGUACGCAAGGGAGUAGAAAAAGGGAGGACAAGUAAUUCUUCAUUCACAAAGAAUUUAAAGGAGAGUGGAUGUGGUGGGAUGUUUGUGUUAGAUAUCUUAGCAUUGCUCACAGAGAGCUGUGUGCUGAACUCUCCUACAUGCACAUCUCUCUCAACCAGAUAAUUUAAAAGUUCAUUGCCUACUUUUUUCCACACUUUUCCUCACAGAGGUUGACUUUUUAGAUGAUUUAAAAGCGUUGGGGUCCACAAGCCUGUUUCAAACAGACAGCCUUUGGUUUAAUCCGGUCCUUGAACUCCACAGCAGCUUCCUCUGAGGAACACUUCCCCCAUCCUGACGUCAGCUGGAUGUGAGAGUUUUCUCCCCAUCCCGGCGCUCAACUGGCAUUUACACAUCAGCUCCUCAGCAGGACUUUUAGGGACCCCGACAUUCUCGUGUCCUCUGAGGCCAAAUGAAAAACGUGGAGGGAGAGCCCACGUCUGCAGGGUGGGACAGCCUCCUCCCGGCUCAGAAUGCUGCCUGAGGCCCUCCUCCAGCCGUGAUGCCUGCCCUCCGCCCCCCCGCCUCCCUGCUGCUGGCGCUGCUGUGCGCGGCGGCGGCGGCGGCCGGCCGGCAGCAGUCUGACCUGUAUCUGGCCUGUGUCACGCACAGCAGCUUCCUGUACUACUCGUGCAGCCGGGAGCCGCGGCCCUGCAGCGCCUCGGCCCUGACCGACGGCAUCUGCACCGACGUCCGCUCCCAGCUGCACUCCGACGCCGAGAUCAAAACGCUGACCGUCUGGUUCACCUCGCCGCCCAACGUCUCGCGUCUGCUCAACAACUCGGACGUGAGGCAUCUGACGCUGAUCCGCUGCGGCGCCGGGGGAGCCAAGGCGGCGUCCGGCCUGCCGCCGGACGAGCAUUUCGCCGUGAAGCGCCUGGAGAGGCUGACGGUGAUAAAGCUGCCGGAGAGGCCGUUUCCCCACUGCCCCGAAGCCAACCGGGCCUGGAACGCAGACUUAAACGCCAACUCGGACAGAGACAAUGAUUUCCUCUUCGACGCAGACAGAUACAGCAGGGACAGGGACACCAACAUGGACCUGGGCGCGGACACGAGCAGAGACGCUCUGGCCGCGUCUCAGAUCCAGGACAUCUUCCUGGGCAGGGAGCUGGGAGCGGCAUUUCACGAGCAGGUCAGGCUGGGGAUCAUCCACAGCUCGGCGCUGGACUGGGGAGCAGCCCUUAAGGCCUACACAGUCCAGACACACAUGGGCAGCGACGGUACUCUUCCCUUCCCCGGCCUCAAACUGUCCAAACUAGAAGACGCAUCAGUCAUAUACGUCAGCUUUGUGUACUGAUAAAAAGUCUCUGGAGAAAGAUGGCGUGCACUAAAAGAAAGAAAAUCUUUCUGAUGAUCAUUUUAGCUGAAAAAGAAUCCCUUAAUCCUAUUGAAACUGAAGAUAAAACAGUUGUCAGCUGACAGUAUGUUGCCUUUAUAGUUAUUUUACAAAUACAAGCAAACAUUUGGCUGGAAAUAAAGUGAAAAGAUAAUCACUUGAAACAACUUGAAUUAUAAAAGUAAACUAAAGGAAAUCUUUGGCAUUGAUCAGGGACUAAUUGCCACUAAUUCAGAGCUUGUUUAAUCUUUUGAAGUUACUGAACUACAGUCUUUUUUAAGGAUGGUAAUCUGAUAAGUUUUCAAUUUUCCAUCAGAGUGUGUUUUGUUUUCAGUGAAAAACUAAAACAAAAUAAAAGUUUCACUUCAUGGAGCUACUGUUGUUGUUGAACAUUGUGAACGGAUGCAGUGUCUGUGUGUCUGAGACCAGGAUGGUGACAGAGUUAGGUUCUGCCUCUGAACUCAAACUAUGAGUGCUGCUUUAGGCACCUAAAUAAAGUGUUUCACACAGGACAUUAGCUCCAUUUCGUGACAAUGAGAGAAAAAUGUUUUCAGGGUUGACUUUACUUUAAUCUGUCAUUUGUGAGGAGCUUCAACAUUUUCCCAGAGUUUUCCGAGGGCAGCAUGUGGACGUUAUUGAUAGAGUUACUGUACUUCGCAGGAAGAGCCACUAGGUGGCAGCAGAUACGUACGAGUCCAAACAGAGACACUAAUGUGAGAAGUUCUGUACAAACCAUCAUUUGACAAAAUGUCAAAAGUAAAUAAAGUA